GGCUGGGGCGAGACCGACCGACUUCCGGCCAGGCCGUUGUCUGGGUGGCGCGGUCGAGUCAUCGCCGGGCCUCGCGGCCUCGAUCUCCCAUCCUUCCCCCGCGCCUGUGCGCGGGGGGUCGACCAGCCGAGAGGGGCAGGAGGCAACCCGGACCUUCCUCGUCAUUUCGUUCUGGCCGGCUCACGGGCUACCCGCGCUGGGUCCUGGGGUCCUUGGGGCCCGCGAGGCCCGGUCUAAGAGGCCGGGGCCUACGUGGGCCCGCCGCUGGGCCCCAUGAGGCACAGCCUGACCAAACUGCUGGCGGCCUCGGGCAGCGACUCCCCAACACGGAGCGAGAGCCCGGCGCAAGCCGCCACCUGCUCGCUGCCCCCGGACUUGUCCCGGGCGGCAGCGACGGCAGAGGAGGAAGAGACGGCGGUAGCCAGAUCUCCCGGCCGUGAGCAGCUGCGCGGCGACGAGGGCGAGUUGGAGGACGGUAGGGGGGGCCGCGGCGGCGUGGUCGUGCGCGCGCCCUCGCCGGAGGAGAUGGAGGAGGAGGCGAUCGCCAGCGUCCCCGGGGAAGAGACGGAGGACAUGGACUUUCUGUCCGGGCUGGAACUGGCGGAUCUGCUGGACCCCCGGCAACCGGACUGGCACCUGGAACCCGGGCUCAGCUCGCCCGGGCCUCUCUCCUCGUCCGGCGGAGGUUCGGAUAGCGGCGGCCUUUGGAGAGGGGACGACGACGACGAGUCCGCGGCUGCGGAGAUGCAGCGCUUUUCUGACCUGCUGCAGAGGCUAUUAAACGGUAUCGGAGGCUGCAGCAGCGGCAGUGACAGUGGUAGCGGCGAAAAGAGGCGGAGGAAGUCCCCAGGAGGAGGCGGCGGCAGCAGCGGCAACGACAACAACCAGGCGGCGACAAAGAGUCCCCGGAAGGCGGCGGCGGCCGCUGCGCGUCUUAAUCGGCUGAAGAAGAAGGAGUACGUGAUGGGGCUGGAGAGUCGCGUCCGGGGCCUGGCAGCCGAGAACCAGGAGCUGCGGGCCGAGAAUCGGGAGCUGGGCAAGCGCGUGCAAGCACUGCAGGAGGAGAGUCGCUACCUACGCGCCGUCUUAGCCAACGAGACCGGACUGGCUCGCUUGCUGAGCCGGCUGAGCGGCGUGGGACUGCGGCUGACCACCUCGCUCUUCAGAGACUCGCCCGCCGGGGACCACGACUACGCUCUGCCGGUGGGAAAGCAGCAGCAGGACCUGCUGGAAGAGGACGACGCGGCGGGAGGAGUGUGUCUUCAUGUGGACAAGGAUAAGGUGUCGGUGGAGUUCUGCUCGGCGUGCGCCCGGAAGGCGUCGUCUUCUCUUAAAAUUUUCUUUUUUAGGUGAUUUCCUUCCUGCCAGGCUCCGUUGUAGGGGUUACAGAACAGUCGUUCCCGCCUCACAACCUGUGGAUACAGCUGUUGGGGCAGAAGAGACGGGACCAGCUGCUGGCCACAUUUCCUGCUUUAUUUUAAAAGUUAUGGGCUCAAAGAAUUUAUUCAUCUCUAUCAUGACAUUGGAAAAUAAUGGAUGAAAAUAGGAAAAAUAAUUGUUGUUAAUGCUGACUGUGGGUCUUAAAAGGUUCUGGAAGCAGUAAGUGCGUUUUUCUAAAAAUUAUACUGUUCCUUGGCAUAUUUUCUUCCUAAUGGCAAUGCUUUUCCUGCAUUAUUUGAAGUUUGGGGCUGGGGAGAAACAGUAGUCAAAGCUUUCUGAAUUGGGCUGCUUUGAAAUUCCAAGUGUAGAUUUUUAGAAUGUCAUUUUAUAAAUGGCAGUUUUUGGAAAUACUUGAUUAAGAACUUUUGAAAAUGGAGAUUAGUAUCACCUAUUUUAAAGCUGCUUUGUUAGGUUCCUUAUGUUUUAACUGUCUCUUCUUAGUUUCCAUUUCAUUUUCUUUUUUUUUCCUAAUUUUGGUGACUCAGUGAUUUUGUCAUUUUUUUACAUCAACUUCAUGGUCUUGUUUUUACAUGGUAUUGCAUGUAUUUAGGACCUAUCUAACAGGGGCUUUAAAUAAAUUUGGUCACAUUUAUGUGUAAGCACAUUUUACUGUAAAUGUUUGAGUUUCUGAAUUUACAAUAGAUCUGUUUAUUUCAGUAUGUAGUAGAAUAUCUUAAAAGUGUCCUAUUCACUACUUGUUAAUUAAAAAAGUUAUGAUUAAUAUGAAACUGUUGUCUUACUAUUUUUAAAAAAUUGUGUUCUGGUGGAUAGUUGCAUAAAGGAGAUUUCUGGAAUAUAAUAUGGAGUGUUUUGAAAUUUACGGUUUGGCUUUAUUUACUGUAAUGGAAAAAAACAAUUUAGUAUUUGGGGAACCUUUUUUUCCCCUAAUUUAGCCACUAUGGCAAAAUGUUACAGAACUAAAGAUUAUAGCUUUUUAAUGUCUUCUGAUGGUGACAGCAAUUCAUACAUUAAUUGAACUAACACAUCAUAUUGACCUACUAUUUCUAUCAUAUUGACUUAACUGUUUCUGCACUUCCUUGACCAGACUUAACGAAAAUGUCCACGUUUGUUAAAAUAUAGUCACACAUUUGUCCUAUAAGCCGACAAAAAGUGUUCAAAAUAUUUUAAAUAUUUGUGCAUUUUAUAAUCACUAAAUUAAUCUCUCUCUCUUCUCUUUAAACAGCUUAGCAGUGUCUGCAAAAACGAAUCUUUUCCUACAACCUGUUAACUGACUGGACUGAUGGUAACAAAGUAAUUGUGGGAGCCAUGUCGGUCAAAAAUUUGGCAUCUGCUGAAAAAAAUGAAUGCCAUUUUCAAGUUCCCAAAUUACUUCUAUACUGGUUUCACUUUCCAGAUUUCACUUUCCAGAAAUGGAGAUAUGAAAAGAUUCUCUGGAAUCCUUGAAAGACUUAAUAGAAACACAUGAGACUAAGUUAAUUUUGGAACAAAAUUAUACUUUUUUUUUUUUUGUCUUUCAUGGGAGUGAUACUCAGUUCUUUGCAUACUUUUUAAAAAAUUGUAACCCUUGGAGAAGAGAAUUAUAGUAUUUCAUCAAGGAGUAUUAGAUUCUUACAUAAUCAAGAGCACAUUCUAUGGAAUUAUAUUUAGUAGAGUAGAAUUAUAUGAACAAUCCAUCAGUGAUAACAAGGCAUAUCAUGAGUUUGUGUUUUUUCCUGGAACGUGAGAGAGAAUCUGAAGUACAGACAGAGCUUGCCGAGUAGAAUAUGAAAGUAAUGUAAAGUCCUUAGCUAUAAAGAGUAGUCUUUUUAAAUAGAUGCACUGACUUGUAUAUCUUUGAAAAAGUUGAUUUAUGACUAAAUGUGUGGUUGGUUAAAUGCAAUUCAGGGUAAUCCCAGGAUGUGUGGAUUCUGAGGUUUUGGCUUGUUGAGCUUUCUCUGAGUUGUUGACAUAUAUAUAUGUUUUUUUGAAUAUUUUGAGGUUCCUAAUGAAUGGUAUACUAGUUUCUACUGUUUUAUAUAAAUUAAAAUUUCUCUAGUGUUAUGUAAGGGCUUUAGUAUUCUGGAUUACGGGAGUGGCUUUUUUCAUGGAAUAUGGUUGUUUUACUUAAUUGAAACAUUUUUCCAGUUUAUUACAAGUGUGAAAAAACACUCAGAACUCUGGAUUGUUUUAUUUCAUUUUUGUUGGGUUAUGUUAAUACAUUUUUUUCACCUGGUCUAGACCAAGCCAUAUUAUCUUACAUUUGGGAACCAUGCAGAUGAUAGAAGUGGGAGGGGGUAGGAGAUAGGCUCUUACUUCUUUUCUUUCCAGAAUGAUUCGUUAUAUUAGGUUGGUGCAAAAGUAAUUGCGGUUUAAAAGGUUAAAAAUAAAUGCAAAAACCACAAUUACUUUUGCACCAACCUAAUAACGAUACAGUUUGGUUGUUGUAUAGUAUUAUACAGAAUUUAUUAAAUCCACUCAGUUUCUUGUAAUCUAAGUGUAUUCAGUGUCUGAUGCCUGGCAGCAAAGAGCAUUCCCAGUGACUUAUGCUUGAGGACUGAUGGGUGUUCCUACAGUACAAACAGUGCAGCUGGUUGUAAUUCCACAACCAAAGAUUAAGCAUCAACACUAUUUGGUGACCAUAACUAACACUUUGAUAGAACAGAAUGGAUCUUUUAAAAAUAUGUGAUUACUAAGUUCACCAUUUUGAAAGUAUAGUUUAAGGUCUUACUAACUUAGAUUUUUAAGCUAAGUAAUCUGGUAACUAAGUAAUACAAUGUUUUCAAGUUUCUAGGUUUUUUCCCAGACUCAUGAUCAGUACAAAGUUUCGAGACCCUCCCAAAUGUUUAUAUACUUAGCUUUUUAUCCUGCUGUUUUUUCUUCAGAAGCUAGGUAGUUAACCACCUAAGCCAAGAAAGAAGAAGGAGGAGGUCUUUCAUUAGGAACUUGUAGAGUGUUUUGUUUGGCCAGCACAGUAUUUGUCACGAUUUCAACUUGCAAUACAUGAAUACUCUGUCCACCUGUCAUUCCCUGGUGUAUUACAACAGACUGAGCUCUGCGCUCUGACCUGGAUUGCAAAUGGUUAUUUACAUUCAGUUUUGAAGUGCAGAAAAAUUAAACUGGAGAUAUUUUACAUUUUACUCAGAAAGUAAAUUACUUUGUCAUUAGGAACAUAAAUCAUGUAUUAUUUAGAGAUAAUUUCUUUUAGAUAUAGGUUAAUAGGAAGUUGCUCUCUAACUUGUUUUUUUGUUGCUUUGGUUACUACUGUUAAGUGUUUUUAUUCCUAGGUGUUUUUUUUACCUUCCCCCAAUUUGUACAUUCUCGAUUUGUUACUUAGCGCUCUUACCCCCACUUUUUAAAAAGAAAUCAGUUCAUAGCAGACUUUAAUAAUUUAAAAAUUUUUGUUGAUCCAAAGUUACUUGUUUUGUUGAAAAAAUUUUGCUCAAUUUUUAAUCUAAUUUUAAAAUCUAUUCACGAAUGGUGUUUCGAACAUAUGCAUAGAUAAUGAAUUUUAUUGGUGGGCCAACUUCCUUUAGACUGUGCUUCCAAAUUCUGUAUCUUUCCUGUAUACCCACAAUUUCCUAGGCCCCUUUGGCUUUUAGUGUACUAUAGUUGUGGGUUUGCAGAUUAUAUUCAUAUUUUAAGUAUAAUGUAAUAUGAAUCUUUUUUUUUAAAGCCAAGUAACUACAAAGUAAAUUGUAAAAGAUUUAAAUAGAUCUUUUAUUGUCACUGAAUUGAAAUGUCACAUUUUCCUGGCUGAGGCAGUGUUCUUUAGGUCUGAGCUACAGAUGACUACUUCCUUAAAUUGUAAUGCAGAUCAUGGCAGGUUCACAUGACACCUGCCUCCUGACCAAAAAUUUUGGCAAAGAUUUAGAGCAACAGAUUUAAAAUAACAUGCUCUUUUGCUUAUGUUAUCUAUUCCUAUUAAUUAAUGGGAAAGAUGAUUUAAGAAACACAUGGUGUAAAGGAAAGAUGUUAGAAAGAUAUCCUGUUUAAACCACUGUAAACUCCGGUGUCCAUUUAUAAUUACGCUAGGGAGUAAAUGUGGGAAUGUUUAAGGAUAAGUAAGAAAACAAUUUGUACCAAUCAAUUUAGUUACGUAUAUUUGAAUUAUUCAAGUUGAUUAUACCAUACUCUAUUUUUAAGGAGUCUAGUAAUUAUGGUUCUUAAUUUUUGAAGUAAGGAAUUACUUUUAAUUCAUUGUUUACUUCACUGUGACAAGUAGAACUCUGCUUUAAAUAAAAGUGAGAGACUGCAGAUAAAAUGUAUAAUUUUGGGUCAGAGAUUUUUUAUCUUGAUAUUUUAGCUUGUGAAAUAGGUUAACUUAUUUCUUCCUUUUAAAAGGAGAAAAAUUAUAUAUAUUUUUUCUAGUUGUGAAGUGAAACAUGUCCAUUAUAGAAAACAGAAAAUCGAGACAAAACGAAAAACCACCCGUAAUUCUAUAAUC
Molecule: messenger RNA, 5824 nt
Organism: Rhinolophus ferrumequinum (greater horseshoe bat)
Lineage: Eukaryota; Metazoa; Chordata; Mammalia; Chiroptera; Rhinolophidae
Gene: CREBZF
Product: CREB/ATF bZIP transcription factor
Exons: 4
Coding region: 274-1353 (359 amino acids)
Biological process (GO): regulation of transcription by RNA polymerase II
Cellular component (GO): nucleus
Molecular function (GO): transcription cis-regulatory region binding; DNA-binding transcription factor activity
Source: RefSeq, a predicted model, not a curated record